This is a messenger RNA of Salvia miltiorrhiza (redroot sage), 1223 nucleotides long. RefSeq names its product thioredoxin domain-containing protein 9 homolog. NCBI's taxonomy places the organism in Eukaryota, Viridiplantae, Streptophyta, Magnoliopsida, Lamiales, Lamiaceae. The record is from RefSeq and is a predicted model, not a curated record. Gene Ontology annotation, cellular component: cytoplasm. The transcript has 4 exons. Bases 373 to 1011 code for a protein of 212 amino acids. Gene Ontology annotation, biological process: microtubule cytoskeleton organization.
UUAAAUCAAGUUGUUGAUAAGUUUCAUUUGAAUUUCUCUAAACAAUUAGGUGGUGUUUUCCCCCGCUGCCUAAAUAAUUUUAUCUUUCAAUCGUGAUUUCUUUGUUUUUUUUAUGCUUAAAGCAAAAAAAUGUGCUCCAAAUAUAGGUGGACUGUGGGCUAUUAUUGAAUAGGUAAUCGUUUUUAAGCCCAGGAAGUCGUACCGGGCUAAAACCAUUCCUAACAUUAUCAAUAAAAUCUGCCCAAUUUCUGCAUUUGAAAAUUGAAAUCAAAGCUAUCAGACAAGCUGAAACACAAAUUCAUCAAAUUUUAAAUUUUAUUUCCCCUAAAAGAUCAAUUCUUCAUAUCGCAGAUCGAUUCAAGCAUUUCAACCAUGGAUAACUCAGUAGUUCGAGAGAUAUUGGAGCAGCAAGUCCUGUCGGUGGCGAAAGCGGUGGAGGAAAAGAUAGAUGACCAGAUCUCGGCAUUGGAUCGGAUGGAUCCUGACGAUAUCGAGGCGUUGAGGGAGCGGAGGCUGCAGCAGAUGAAGAAAAUGGCGGAGAAGAGGAGCCGUUGGAUCAGCCUCGGCCAUGGCGAGUACUCUGAGAUCCACAACGAGAAGGAGUUUUUCUCUAUUGUCAAAGCUAGUGAACGCGUCGUCUGUCACUUUUACCGCGAAAAUUGGCCUUGCAAGGUUGUGGACAAGCAUUUGGCUAUACUGGCAAAGCAACAUAUUGAAACACGUUUUGUGAAACUCAAUGCUGAGAAAAGUCCGUUCCUGAGUGAGAAGCUCCGGAUUGUUGUUCUUCCAACCCUUGCUCUUGUUAAGAAUGCUAAAGUGGAAGAUUAUGUGGUGGGUUUUGAUGAGCUCGGUGGAAGGGAUGACUUCAGCACAGAGGAACUAGAAGAGAGAAUAGCAAAAGCAGAGGUUAUUAAUUUCGAGGGUGAAUCAUCCGGGAAGCUAUCCAAAUCCAAAGCUCCAACCAGAAAUGUCCGCCACGGCUCCAGUUCAUACUCAUCGGAUUCCGAAUAGUUGAAGUGGAAAACCUGCAUCUGCAUCACUAUAUGCUUCUUUGUCAUCUCAUGGAUGGCAGUUUGUUGUAGCACGGUCAAUUUGUUUGGAAAAUUCCCUUGUUUGUGUCUAUAUAUGUGUGGACCUAUAUUGAGCUUAGAUGAUCAAACAAUUUUAAAAGUUGUCCAAUACGUUUAAAUGGAUGGUUGAGUAGCUUAUACUAUUUCUACUAA